UGUCACCGUAAACUCCUAGGUCAAGGGGGAAGAAGCAUGGCUGCCUUGUUCAGAGGGUCUCGGAAUCUAUUGCAAAGGUUUAAUAAACAUGUCGACCCGGUUCUCGUGAGUAGCAGGUCCAUGGCCUCCAAGACUCCGGUGGGGUUCAUUGGGUUGGGAAACAUGGGCAGUCCUAUGGCCAAAAACCUGCUGAAGCAUGGGUACCCUGUCAUUGCCACCGAUGUCUUCCCUGAAUCCUGCAAGGAGCUGCAAGACGAGGGUGCCCAGAUCUUGGACACCCCAGCUGAGGUAGCAGAUAAAGCAGACAGGAUUAUCACCAUGUUGCCAUCCAGCCCCAACGUCGUGGAGGUCUACACUGGUACCAAUGGCAUCCUUAAGAAAGUGAAGAAAGGAACUCUGCUCAUCGACUCCUCCACAAUUGACCCCUUGGUCUCCAGGGAGAUGGCCUUCGCUGCUGAGAAAAUGGGCGCGGUCUUCAUGGACGCUCCCGUGUCAGGAGGUGUGGGAGCAGCCAGCCUGGCUAAGCUGACCUUCAUGGUGGGAGGAGUGGAGGAGGAGUACACUGCCGCCCAGGAGCUCCUCACCUGCAUGGGAGCCAACGUGGUGUACUGCGGACCGGUCGGUACGGGACAGGCAGCCAAAAUUUGUAACAACAUGCUGCUAGCGAUUGGGAUGAUUGGGACUGCAGAGACCAUGAACCUUGGAAUCAGGUUGGGUCUGGACCCUAAGCUGCUGGUCCAGAUUCUGAACAUGUCAUCAGGCAGGUGCUGGUCCAGUGACACGUAUAACCCCGUACCAGGCGUCAUGGAGGGGGUCCCUUCAGCGAACAACUACCAGGGAGGCUUUGGGACCACGCUCAUGGCCAAGGAUCUGGGUCUGGCCCAGCACACAGCCACCAACACCAAGACUUCCAUCCCCCUGGGCUCGCUGGCCCAUCAGAUCUACCGGAUCAUGUGUGCCCGCGGCUACGCCAACAAGGACUUCUCCUCUGUGUUCCAGUUCCUACGCGAGCAGGAUGAGGAUCCUGAAACGAAGGGGGACUAGAACUUCCAUGCCCUUAGCCCCUGCCAGACGUAUACUCCCCUGUAACUUCCUGUACCACGAGCAGAGUAGGAGGUGGAAUUUCCCCCUCGUCACAGAUCUAGGAUCAGAUAUGGACUAGCUGCGGAGUGACCGUGACCGAAGACUGAUCUUGCAUCAGGGUCUAGAGGCAACUUUAUUCCCUUCCUUUGCUCCCAGCUUGGCUGAGGAGAGGACUGAUUAUUAUCAGAGUGACAUAGGAACUUUUGAAACCCGCUGAUCCUAAGUCAGGUCUGAUUUAAUUCCCUUGAAGGUUAAGGUUUGGAUGGGAGAUUUGCACUGAUCCUGGAUGUGUGGUUGGGGGCAGUCUCUACCUACUGAGGCCAGGUGGAUUUAAAAGGUAAUUAUUGACAGAUCAGUUAAGGUGCCUACAGUUGACCUCUGAUCUUUGUCUUGGGUUGUUUUUGUGUGUGUGUCGCCCACGUUAUGGCCGAUAAUCCUGCCUCUGUCCGAUGACCCAAGAGAAUAGUGAACGUACACCGCAGUACUCCUCCACUGGGCCCAUGGUCGAUCUGGUUGAAAGGCAACAUAUAUGUUAGAGAGACCCUGUCCCACUUUUUCAGCUGUAGCCCCAUUUAACAAUGGCGAUGAUGAUGAUGAGGAAGAAUAUUGAAGAUGACUGACACCACCGAACUUAAGACUGUUAGGGAAGGGUCUGCCACUUGGACCGUUGACUGUACAGAGACCAUUAUUCCACACGGACAACUAUUCCACACGGACGAUUACUGCAGAUUACUAGAUUUGUCGUUUUGUUACCCUGGUUAUGGAGUGCUUGGUAAUCGUUACAUAUGUAGACCUACGGUCAUUUGUUCAUUCAUUGUCCAUCCGUUUAUCCAUGUUUUUAUUCAGUAAAUUUUUGCUGCACAGUAUUGUUUGUGUUCAUUUUUUAGGGCAUAUCUACCAUGCUUCUCAUUGGACAGAUUCACUUCUUCUGUCCAGUACUGUGAGCUGCCAUUGGCUGCCGCUCCCUGGUCACACUGUUUAUGAUGGCCAGUGAGUCCUUUGAUAUACCUCCUUUAUUGUAGUUUCAGCAUGUUAUUUAAUAUACCUCUAUACUGAAACUUCAGCGUUUGCAUCUCUGCUGUAGUUUCGGCAUGUUAUAUAAUUUACCUCAAUACUGAAACUUCAGCAUUUGCAUCUCCUUUACCGCUUGUCGUAGUCUUUCGCGUCUCAUGUUCCCUCUGUUUUCUCACUGUUGUUGAUCUUUGCUCUCUCUGUUUCUGGCUGUUCUGUCUUUCAGAACAUGCUGCGUGACCAGAGGGUAGGUUUUGUCUUGCUGUGCUGUGUGGAUGUGCGUUGGAUGUUUUGAGGACUAGAGUCAUCAUGAUCAUGUUGUUUUUCUGUUUGUUGUGUAGGUUAGUAGAGCAUCCGAUUCUUUCGGUCUGUCCUUUACUCCAUCUGUCUUUUUUUCUUUUGUUAUUGUUUUUUUUCUGUAUUCUGAUUAGUACAGCUCACUCUGAUCCAUACUCUCUUGUAAAAACAUCACCACGCUCAGAAAUAAAGAGGAUCUUUUCUCUAACCUCAA
Molecule: messenger RNA, 2605 nt
Organism: Esox lucius (northern pike)
Lineage: Eukaryota; Metazoa; Chordata; Actinopteri; Esociformes; Esocidae
Gene: hibadha
Product: 3-hydroxyisobutyrate dehydrogenase a
Exons: 8
Coding region: 37-1044 (335 amino acids)
Biological process (GO): L-valine catabolic process
Cellular component (GO): mitochondrion
Molecular function (GO): NADP binding; NAD binding; 3-hydroxyisobutyrate dehydrogenase activity
Source: RefSeq, a predicted model, not a curated record